AUGCGGUCCCUGAACAUCACCCCGGAACAGUUCGCGCAACUCCUGCGCGACAACAACGUAACCCGCGAGCAGUUCAUCGCGCUCUAUGGGCUCCAGCCGCUGGUCUACAUCCCGGAGCUACCCGAGCGCGCCAAGCUGGCCUUCAUCCUCACUUGCGCGGCCAUAUUCGGCCUGGCGCUCUUCGGGAACUGCCUGGUGCUCUUCGUGGUGACCCGCCGCAAAGCCAUGCGUACCGUCACCAACAUCUUCAUCUGUUCGCUGGCCCUCAGCGACCUGCUCAUUGCUUUCUUCUGCGUCCCUUUCACUUUGCUGCAGAAUAUCUCCAAUAAUUGGCUGGGAGUUUCUCCUAUUUCUGCUAAUGACUGGACUAGUAGUGUACAGAAUAGAAUGACAAAUAUUGACCAGCAAUGCAUCAACAAUAAAGUAAUAAGUAUAUGCAUUCAAAAGACUUUGGACUACAUGAACAUUCUUCUCAUUGUUUUGAAUCUUCUGAGAGUACAUGAAAAAAGUUUUAUCUCACCUUUCAUUUUGAUCAUGUUACAUAUACUGGUAAUGUUAAAAACAACUACCAAGUGCCAAUGGCCCAAAUAUUAUUUUAAUUUCCUGUGUUGUUUUUGUCAAAUCACUAACAACUAUUUACUUUUAGGCAUUGUUUGGCUGUUGGCUGCUGCUGUUGGUUCACCAAUGUGGCAUGUACAAAGAGUGGAGAAUAAAUAUGACUUCCUUUAUGAAAAGAAAUAUGUUUGCUGCUUGGAAGAAUGGCCAAGUCCUGUCCACCAAAAAAUUUAUGCCACUUUCAUUUUGGUCAUUCUUUUUCUUCUCCCAUUGAUGCUGAUGAUGUUGCUGUAUAGCAAGAUUGGUUAUGAGCUCUGGGUUAAAAAAAGAGUUGGAGAUGCUUCUGUUCUCAAGAGCAUUCAUGCAAAUGAGAUGUCUAAAAUUUCUCGAAAAAAGAAGCGAGCAAUCAUGAUGAUGGUGACUGUUGUGGUUUUGUUUGCUAUUUGUUGGACACCUUUCCAUGUAAUGCACAUGUUGAUAGAAUACAGUAAUUUUGAAAGCGAAUAUGAUGAUGUCACUAUUAAGAUGAUAUUUGGAAUUGUUCAGGUAAUUGGAUUUGCUAAUUCUAUUUGCAAUCCAAUUGUAUAUGCCUUUAUGAAUGAGAACUUCAAGAAGAACUUUCUUUCUGCCAUUUGCUUUUGCAUUAUGAAAGAAAACUUGUCUCCAUUCAGACAACACAAAAACUUGAAAAUCACAGUGAUGCAGCAUGAGGAAGGGGUCUGUAGAAGAGAGUUGGUCUCCCUGGAAGAGACUAGAAGAGAAGCAUUCAGUGAAGGGAACAUUGAAGUAAAAUUCUGUGAUCGAUCCUUUCCUAAAAAAACCUCCGGAAGACACCUCGCUUUGUCCUCAUCAGAAUUCACUGGGCACACGUCUCUGGAAUCCUAG
Protobothrops mucrosquamatus (brown spotted pit viper) is the source of this 1440-nucleotide messenger RNA. It is a transcript of the gene QRFPR, whose product is annotated as pyroglutamylated RFamide peptide receptor. The record is from RefSeq and is a predicted model, not a curated record. The coding region runs from base 1 to 1440 and encodes 479 amino acids. The transcript is spliced from 6 exons. Lineage: Eukaryota; Metazoa; Chordata; Lepidosauria; Squamata; Viperidae. Gene Ontology annotation, molecular function: peptide binding; neuropeptide Y receptor activity. Gene Ontology annotation, biological process: G protein-coupled receptor signaling pathway. Gene Ontology annotation, cellular component: membrane.